AUGGGAGGUAGGGGAAGAUCUCGUACACAAAGAAAACACUUCCGCCAAAGCAGAGAAAAUGUGUGGAAACGACCCAAAUCGGAUGGCUCUGCUAAUGCCACGCCAGGUGAAGAUGCCGCCGGCAAUGGCGGAAAUACGAGCUGGGAGCCUUUUGCCACGCAGAAUCCCGCUUUCGAUGAGUAUUACAAAGAGCAAGAAAUUGUGUCAGCUGACGAGUGGGAUACUUUUAUGGGGUAUCUGAGGAAGCCGCUGCCUGCUGCCUUUAGAAUCAAUUCAAGUAGUCAGUUUUAUGAGGAUAUACGGUCGCAGUUGGAGAAUGACUUUGUAACUUCUCUUCAGGCAGAGGACACUGAGGGAAAUGAAGUGGAGGCAAUUAAACCUUUGCCAUGGUACCCAGAUAAUCUUGCUUGGCAGUCAAAUUUUUCUCGAAAUCAAUUACGGAAGAAUCAGACCCUUGAGAGGUUUCAUGAAUUCCUCAAGCUAGAAAAUGAGAUUGGGAACAUUACAAGACAGGAAGCUGUUAGCAUGGUUCCUCCAUUAUUCCUUGAUGUACAUCCAGAUCAUUUUGUUCUUGACAUGUGUGCGGCUCCGGGUUCAAAAACAUUUCAAUUGCUGGAAAUGAUUUACAAGUUAGCUGAACCAGGAACUCUGCCAAGUGGAAUGGUGAUAGCAAAUGACCUGGAUGUCCAACGAUGUAAUCUUCUUAUUCACCAAACGAAAAGGAUGUGCACUGCCAACUUGAUAGUCACAAACCAUGAAGCCCAACACUUCCCAAGCUGCCAUUUACACAGGAAGCACUUUGCUGAUUCUCAGAACGAGAAAAUUAAAGCACUCAGCAUUCACCAGCUUCAGUUUGAUCGUGUUUUAUGUGAUGUUCCUUGUAGUGGCGAUGGAACUUUACGUAAAGCUCCUGAUAUCUGGAGGAAGUGGAAUAUAGGAAUGGGUAAUGGACUUCAUGCGCUACAAGUUCAGAUAGCAAUGCGAGGUGUAGCUUUGCUCAAAGUUGGCGGGCGGAUGGUGUAUUCAACUUGCUCAAUGAAUCCAGUGGAGAAUGAGGCUGUUGUUGCUGAGGUUUUGCGAAGAUGUGCAGGUUCCAUUGAGCUUGUGGAUGUCUCGCCUGAGCUUCCCCAGCUUGUUCGCAGGCCGGGUCUCAAGAAAUGGAAAGUUCGGGAUAAAGGGCAGUGGUUGGCUUCUUACAAAGCUGUUCCUAACUACCGUAGAUCUGUAGUACUUCCCAGUAUGUUUCCUUCUGGGAAUUCUUACGUGGACAGUGAUGAAACAGAAACUGGACAAUUAUGUGAGAAUGGAGAUGGCAGUUCUGAAAAUGAGCCCCAGGGAACUGAUGCCUCUGUGGCCUCAUCAAACAGUUCGGAUACUGAAGUCUCGGAUCUUCCCUUGGAACGUUGUAUGAGGAUAGUGCCUCACGAUCAAAAUUCUGGGGCUUUCUUUAUUGCCAUUUUUCACAAGGUUUCCUCCUUGCCUGCCCUUGCAGCCAAUGAGAAUAAACGUACGGGCCUUUCUGAUGAAACGGAUUCUAAUAGUGCUCAGCCUCAGAAAGAAAUGGAUGUGGCUAGAGAAGAUCCAGAGACUGGCACAACAGAUAUUCAGGAUAAGAUUGACCAAGAUAAUUCUAAUAUUGCUCCUUUGGAUACUGAUCAUGAUAAGAUUGACCAAGAUAAUUCUAAAGAGAAAACUGAAGAGCCCCAAACUGAUGCUAAAACGGUUACGGGAAAGAGAAAGCUACAAAUCCAAGGGAAAUGGAAAGGAGUGGACCCUGUUAUCUUUUACAAGGAUGAUAGUGUUGUGGAUAGGAUAAUGGAGUUUUAUGGAAUCAAGGAAUCUUUUCCUUUCAAAGGUCAUCUUGUUACAAGAAAUAACGAUACGAAUCACGUCAAGAGAGUUUACUAUGUGUCGAGCUCUGUCAAACAAGUUCUCCAGUUGAACUUUCUAGCCGGGCAGCAGCUUAAGAUAGCUUCCGUUGGGUUAAAGAUGUUUGAACGACAAACUUCGAAAGAGGGAGCAAACGCACCUUGUCUAUUUCGAAUAUCAUCUGAAGGGUUGCCAUUGAUCCUUCCACAUAUUACAAAGCAGAUAUUAUACGCCACCCCUCUCGAUUUUAAGCACCUUCUGCAGUACAAAACAGUGAAAUUCUCGGAUUUUGUAAAUCCUCAAGUCGGAGAAAAGGCCUCACAGCUAACGCUCGGCUGCUGCGUAGUCUUCCUGUCUAGAGAUUCUUCGGGAGAAAAUGCUACGCCUAUUGCAAUCGGGUGUUGGAGGGGUAGAACAAAUAUAGCCGUGAUGGUUACUGCAGUAGACUGCCAAGAAUUGUUGGAGAGAGUUUCCGUGCUUUUAUCAACUGACGAGGCUGAGCAAUGCAAGGCCGAACAGCCUAUUUCAGAGACCGUUGGUUGGUCAUCUGCUUUAAUUCCUCUAGUGGUGCCAAUAUACGGUUCUUACUGUCAGUAA
Molecule: messenger RNA, 2466 nt
Organism: Striga hermonthica
Lineage: Eukaryota; Viridiplantae; Streptophyta; Magnoliopsida; Lamiales; Orobanchaceae
Source: the annotation of a GenBank genome assembly